Prorocentrum cordatum is the source of this 206-nucleotide messenger RNA. NCBI's taxonomy places the organism in Eukaryota, Dinophyceae, Prorocentrales, Prorocentraceae. The record is from the annotation of a GenBank genome assembly.
GAUGGCCUCGCGGCCUGGGAGAGCCAGCCCCUGCUCGACAGCACCCUGAACAGCUGGAGCUUCGACCUGGAGGACCUGCGGCGCAGGGCCCAGGGCUCGGGGCCGCUGGACGACUGGAGGUUCGUGGAGCAGGACAACCGCCCCUGGUUUCUCGUCCUGUCCCACGCCGCCAGGGCCGUCACGCAGGUGACCGUGGUGCUGGGGGC